Molecule: messenger RNA, 1096 nt
Organism: Pungitius pungitius (ninespine stickleback)
Lineage: Eukaryota; Metazoa; Chordata; Actinopteri; Perciformes; Gasterosteidae
Gene: gtpbp8
Product: GTP binding protein 8 (putative)
Exons: 8
Coding region: 167-1030 (287 amino acids)
Cellular component (GO): mitochondrion
Molecular function (GO): GTP binding
Source: RefSeq, a predicted model, not a curated record
GGACUUAUUUGAGCGGUGCACGAGGCAUAGAGGAGAGUUGAAGAAUUCGGAACAGGACAGUUAUUGAACCAUUUUUCACACCAACCAGAGUUAAUUCAUUCAUUUUAAUGCAAUGAAAAAAGUGGAUGUUGGCUGCAGGCUGGUGUGAGUUCUACAGAAGAAGAAGAUGUUUGGUCUCCGGUUGUCUCUUUGGCUUCGGUCUAAGACACAGGUUUGCCCUGUCUCCUGGCAGAGUUUUCAUAAACUGGCCUCGCUUCAGAAAGCUACAGGUCUUCCCCCGAAGAAAGUCCAAAGCUUACUCUACCCCUUCAGUGCUCUGGAGGCUUACCUGGACAGGUCAGUGGACAGAACUCCGUUCCAGCUCUUUCAUCCCAGUUUGGAGGACAUGGUUGAUGCAGAGAAGCUCUUCUACCCGUCUCCAUCCCAUAAGAUUGAUUACUACAUCUCUGCGGAAAGGAUGGACCAUGUCCCUGCACUGAAACCGCCUGAGGUGUGCUUCAUCGGCAGGAGCAACGUGGGCAAGUCGUCUCUCAUCAAAGGUCUGUUCUCCCUGACCCCACAGUUAGAAGUCAGAGUCUCCAAAACUCCAGGUCACACAAAGAAGAUGAACUUCUUCAGAGUGGGCAAAGCUUUCACCAUCGUUGACAUGCCUGGCUACGGACACAGAGCACCCACAGACUUCGUGGACAUGGUGGAGCCGUAUCUCCUCACAAGGAAGAACCUGGUCAGGACGUUCCUGUUGGUGGACGGCAGUGUUGGUUUCCAGAAAGCCGACAUGAUCGCCCUGGAGAUGUGUGAGGAGAUCAGACGUCCAUACGUGCUGGUGGUCACCAAGAUCGACAAAUGUGGAUACGGAACACUGCUGACCAACCUAUUGGAUCUUCAGGAAGUGGUGAAAACACAGACCACAAGUUGCUUCCCCCAGCCACUGCUGGUCAGCUCCCUCCACUUCGAGGGGAUCUACCUCCUGAGAUGCUUCAUCGCUCAUGUCACAGGGAGCAUCAGACUAAUGGACACCGGUCAGACCUGAGCAGCUGGACCCACAAUGCAACUGUCUCAAGAGGCUUUUAUUUUUCUAAUAAAAUCUUAAAACACA